Molecule: messenger RNA, 3457 nt
Organism: Pistacia vera
Lineage: Eukaryota; Viridiplantae; Streptophyta; Magnoliopsida; Sapindales; Anacardiaceae
Product: FT-interacting protein 3
Exons: 1
Coding region: 143-3313 (1056 amino acids)
Source: RefSeq, a predicted model, not a curated record
GCACACAAAUACUUCCCUCUUUCUUCACUCUCCGAGCAACUAAAAUUUACGCACACAUAAACAAAACAUAUAAUGUUCCAUUGCAAAACAAACCAAUCAACAUAGCUCUCCAUCUCUUCUUCUGAAAACCCUAAUUCAUCGAAUGGCUUCAUCUCGCAAACUGAUUGUAGAAGUCGUGGAUGCACGCGAUCUGAUGCCAAAAGAUGGACACGGCACUUCAAGUCCUUACGUUUCAAUCGACUACUACGGCAAACGAAGGAGAACCCGCACUGUCAUUCGUGAUUUGAACCCCUCAUGGAACGAGGUUCUUGAAUUCGACGAGGGGAAGCCAUCGGAAGUUUUCAGUGACAUCCUUGAACUCGACGUCUACCACGAUAAAAAUUAUGGCCCCACGAGGAGAAACAAUUUUCUUGGGAGGCUUCGGUUGAAUUCGAGUCAGUUUGUUAAGAAAGGAGAAGAAGCUUUGAUUUAUUAUCCUCUUGAGAAAAAGAGUUUGCUGAGUUGGAUACAAGGUGAAAUUGGGUUGAAGAUUUAUUAUGUUGAUGCUGUUCCAGCGCCGCCCGUUCCUCCACCGGAAAAAGAUCCACCUGUUCCUGAAGAGGCGAAACCUGAAGAGGCGAAGCCUGAUGAAAAGGCUGAAGCUCCGUCAAGCACUGAACCGUCACCGCCUGCUGAUGAGAAACCCGCUGAAGAACCGUCUGAAGGUGAAGCUAAAGCUGAAACUGAAGCUGCACCACAACCACCAGCUCCGGAAAAUGCGGCACCUGAAGGGGAAAAGGAACCUCAACCUGACACGUCAGCACCACCACCACCACAACAAGAGCAACCUCCUGAAGCAAAAGAUCAAGAACCACCACAAAAUGCUCAAGAACAAGAUCCACCACAGCCAGUGCAAGAGCAAGGUGAUAUUGAGUUUGAUCUAAGUGGACCCAAGUGGGACCCGCCGGUAGCUCCAUCCGAACAUGUGAUGGCUGCAUCCGUGUCCGGAUCACAGCCGCAGGUGAAAUUAGCUCCUCCGAUAAACUCUCCGCUGCCAGUCUCGAGGACAGUAUCUAUGGUAAGCUACGCGUCGGACCCACCGGAUAAUAUUUCCAUCGAACGCUCGUCGUUCGAUCUGGUGGAGAAGAUGCAUUACCUCUUUGUACGUGCUGUCAAAGCGAGGUUCUUACCCACCAACGGCAGCCCGGUUGUAAAAAUAUCGGUUGGAAACAACCGCACAGAAUCAAAACCGGCGCGUAAAACUUCGUUUUUUGAGUGGGACCAGACAUUUGCUUUCAGCCGCGAUUCUCCUGAAUCAUCCACAUACUUAGAAGUCUCUCUGUGGGACCCGCCGAGAGGUGACGUGUCAGCAGAAGGUAAGUUCUUAGGUGGCAUUUGCUUUGACGUUACAGAGAUCCCAUUGAGGGAUCCACCGGACAGCCCUUUGGCCCCACAAUGGUACAGGCUGGAGGGUGGUGGAGCCCACAAUGGUGACCUUAUGCUUGCCACGUGGAUUGGCACUCAGGCUGACGAGUCCUUCCCUGAUGCAUGGAAAACCGACACAGCCGGUCACGUUAAUUCUAAAGCCAAAGUUUAUGUCUCACCAAAAUUGUGGUAUCUCAGAGCCACUGUAAUUGAAGCCCAAGACAUUUUGUCGCCAGUAGCGGCGUCAAGAGAAGCUUCAUUCACAAUCAAAGCCCAGCUAGGGUUCCAAGUGCAGAAGACCAAGGUCUCCGUUACACGUAACGGAACUCCGUCAUGGAAUGAGGAUCUGCUCUUUGUCGUCGCCGAGCCAUUAACGGACCACUUGACUUUUGUUCUAGAAAACCGGCAACCUAAAGGACCGGUAACAUUAGGGAUCACGAAGAUCCCACUUACAACUAUAGAGAGGCGAGUCGAUGACCGGAAAGUUGCGUCUAGAUGGUUCAUCUUUGAAAACACCAACGAUGAUAAGGGAGUUUACAAAGGUAGAGUCCAUUUAAGGUUAUGUUUUGACGGUGGAUAUCACGUGAUGGAUGAGGCAGCGCACGUGUGCAGUGACUACCGACCGACGGCCAGGCAGCUGUGGAAACCGCCGGUUGGAACCAUUGAACUCGGUGUGAUUGGAUGCAAGAACUUGUUACCGAUGAAAACAGUUUUUGGUAAAGGCACGACAGAUGCUUACGUGGUAGCUAAAUACGCCUCCAAGUGGAUUCGGACACGUACGGUCUCUGACAGCUUGGAGCCACGGUGGAAUGAACAGUACACGUUUAGGGUUUACGAUCCAUGCACGGUUUUAACCAUCGGAGUGUUUGAUAGUUGGGGAGUCUUCGAAGCUGAUAACGUUAACAAAGAAACGACACGUCCUGAUUGUCGUAUUGGUAAAGUACGGGUACGUAUCUCUACUUUGGAGACGGGUAAGGUGUAUAGAAAUACGUAUCCGUUGCUUUUGUUGGGACACAAUGGGACGACAAAAAUGGGUGAGAUAGAAUUGGCUGUAAGGUUCAUACGUCUGAGUCCAACGUUGGAUUUCUUACAUGUGUACUCGCAGCCUUUGUUACCGUUGAUGCAUCAUAUUAAGCCGCUUGGAGUGGUCCACCAGGAGAUGAUGAGGAGCACAGCUGUGAAGAUCGUAGCCGCCCACUUGACGAGAUCAGAGCCGCCGCUUAGGCAAGAGGUGGUGCUUUACAUGCUGGAUUUGGACUCCCACGCUUUCAGCAUGCGUAAAGUACGUGCAAAUUGGUUCAGGAUCAUCAACGUGAUUGCGGGUGUGAUUGAUAUCAUAAGGUGGGUGGACAACACGCGCGCGUGGAAGAAUCCGACUGCCACUAUACUUGUGCAUGCCUUGUUGGUGAUGUUGGUCUGGUUCCCUGAUUUGAUCGUCCCCACACUAGCGUUUUACGUCUUUGUGAUUGGUGCAUGGAACUAUAGGUUUCGAUCACGGGACCCACUGCCCCACUUUGAUCCGAAGCUCUCAUUGGCUGAUACAGUUGAUCGUGAUGAACUUGAUGAAGAGUUUGAUACAGUGCCAAGUACCAGACCAAAUGAAGUGGUAAGGAUCAGAUACGACAAGCUACGCACGCUUGGAGCACGUGUCCAGACAUUGUUGGGUGAUUUGGCCACGCAAGGAGAACGUGUGCAGGCAUUGGUGACGUGGAGGGACCCACGUGCGACGGGGAUAUUUGUACUGUUAUGUUUCAUUGUGGCAAUGAUUCUGUAUUUAGUACCGUCGAAAAUGGUGUCAAUGGCUUUUGGGUUCUACUAUCUCCGCCAUCCGAUGUUCCGUGAUCAAAUUCCAUCACCGGCGUUGAAUUUCAUUAGGAGGCUGCCAUCACUGUGUGAUCGAAUGAUGUAGUUUGAUAGCAAGCCAUUUGAUUUUAUACCUAAGUUGAUAGCCUUAGUUUUUUUUUUUUUUUUUUUUAAUAAAAAAAGUAAUUAAUUUGUAAUUGAUAUAAAAGCCUCCUUAUUUGCUAAGAAAGCAGGAGACUAUCUAAGCAAU